CUACUAGUCCGAUUCAAAUAGAUACGAAUAGAAUUCUAAGCAUUAAAUGCUAAACCAAACUCGAGACAGGGUCAUCAGAGAAUUGUGAGCAUUAGAAUAUAUAUUAUUAACAUUAUUCUAAGAACUUUGAAUAUAGAUACAUGCACAUGUAUUUGACCAGGAAGUAAAAGAGAUAGUAUUUAAAAGUAUUCGCCCUGUACAGAAAUGAUGUAUUUAUAAUAAGAUAACUAAACACAGAAAACAAAUUUCGAGAUUAAAACUCUCUUAUGAUUUUUUUAAUGAUCAGACUGUACACUUUGUGCUUCUGAAGUGACAAUAGAUCUUGUAUAAUGGCAGUUGUUUUUCCAUUCGUUCCUUUCAUUGUGUGGACUAUUCUAUGCAACAGUUAUUACAUUGUAAGUUAUUCAAAAAAAGAUCAAUACGAUGCGAAACAUCAUACAGAUGGAAGAACUCAAUCAAUGCUGCUUACAAAAACAGGUGGAAGGUCUCAGUCAAAUGGACAAGACAACAAUGAGAAAUCACCGAAAAAUAUUUUUGAUGAAAAUUCUUAUUCAAAGUGUAUAGACUACCAGCUGACCGUUAACUGUGCAAAUCUACAGAUAAAGAAAAUAAAUUCUUCAUGGUUUCCUACAAGCACAGAGGUUAUUUUUUUGAAUGACAACAUUAUUAGUCAAUUGCUCAAUUCAACAUUUAAACAUUUAAUACAUUUAAUUCAUUUGGAUAUUUCAAACAACAAGAUAUCCCAGAUUGAGCUUCAUGCCUUUGAAGGUUUGAUAUCGUUGAAAUAUUUAAGUCUAUGCGAUAAUGAAAUCUCCUUCGACACAGCUGUAGUGGAUAUUUUCAAACCGUUAACAAAUUUGGAGACGUUGAAUCUGGUACAAAAACCCGGUACGCAAAAAUAUGAUGUUCCAGCUUCGAUGUUGCAAUCAAUGACACGGCUACGGAAUCUUUCCAUCACUACAGUGAAUUACACUCUCUAUUUUGUACCAGAGUUUCGAAACUUAACAAACCUGGAAGUGUUAGAGAUUACUGGGUCAGCGCAAAAUAUAACUAACAUAUCGUUUGAGAAUGUCAAGGGUUUGAAGGAACUCAUAUUCAGAGACAUGAAUUUUAUAAGCUCUAUGGACGAUAAGGCAUUUGUACAUUUAAACCAACUCACAAGUCUGAAAAUGACAUUUGUUGUAAUUAGUUUACAAAAGGUUUUACCUUUGCUGUGGCCAUUUAAGGGCAGAAAUAUGUCUGAGAUUUAUUUUAAAGGUGUCACCACAACAAUAAGAAUGCCUAACCCAAUGGUUGAUGGUUUUCUCACUAAAAAAGACUUCAAGUAUCUGACAGAGAUAUGUUUGAGCUCGUUUUCGAUCAUAAAAUGUGACAUUUUUUACAUAACCACGGACGCAUUUAUUAACAGGACUACAAUGAAUCGUUGUCUGCGUCACGUUGAGGUCUCUGAGAACCCUUUAAUCGGAAGUCCAUUAGCUCUACUCCCACUUGGUUUGAUUGAGAACCUUGCAACAAUUUUUGUUGGCAACGCACUGCGAGUAUGUCAACUAUUUCCCCCUUUUCCUCGUUUUACUUUCAAUCAAAAUUAUUUCUCUGAGCAUCUUUUCACUGACCAUCUGUCUAUUUAUGAUGAAAGAGCAAGCGAACCAGAUAGAACAUUUACCAAAAGUAAUGAUCGAAUACAACAAACACAAGCAGACAUGAGCAAAUUAUUUUAUAUGUUUAAUCAUACAUUUUAUAUCCACUUACCCAAAGAUUUACAAAGCUGGAAAUUACUACGAUUGAUACCCCAUUAUAUAUUAGAUAAUGAUGUCAUCUUUCGUGGAGCUGAUAACUUACAAUACGUGGAUAUAACGGAUAGCGGAUUCAACACAUUUAUUGGCCAUUUACAAGGUUUACCGUCACUGAAGACUUUAAUAAUGUCAGGAAACAACGUCUCUCUUCUUGCUGAAUAUUUCUUUGAUCAGCUCUUUGCAUUAGAGAGUUUGUCUCUCUCGGAUUGUCUACUAAAUAGAGAUUUUUUCGCUAUAAAAAGUGAUCGAGUCUUUGAGAAUACCACAAAACUAAAAGAACUUGACUUAUCUAGUAAUUCGCUAAAUUCACUUAGCGAUAAAACUUUUUUUCGAAAUCCAGAAUUAAAAUAUCUAGGCUUGUCUGACAAUCAGUUCAAAAACAUUCCGUUUAAUUUAAAGUUUACAACAAAUCUUACACUGUUAGAUUUAAGUCAAAAUAUUAUCACUACUCUCACAAUGGAAACUACUACGGCUGUGGAUUUAUUAAAUUCAAGGAACGGAGGAUUUCAGCUCAUGUUAAAUGGAAACAUACUUUCUUGCGGUUGCCAUGAUUUAUCAUUUCUUCAAUGGUUGAAUUCAACUUUAGUUCGUUUAGACAACAAUAGAAACUACACCUGCAUGAACAAAGAUGGUGAAAGGACAAACACAUUGGCGUUCUCUGAUCUAGAAUCUCUUUGGAGACAAUGUUGGGGUGAAUUCUUCUUCUACAUUGCAUUAAUAACAUUAUGUCUUUAUGUUACUGGCGCAGUCUUAAUAUUUCUGAUGUUAAAGAAUAAAAACUUUCUUGUUUCAUAUUUCUUACAAAUUUUCGGCAAUUUCAAACUUCACACCAGAUUCGAUUAUAAGACAGAUGUUUAUAUUGGCUAUUCAGAUGAAGACUAUCGAUUUCCUUGCAUUGAACUACGCGAACAUCUAGAAAGAAAUUUGAAAUUGAGCACUUUUAUAAUUGACAGAGAUCUUUUGGCUUCUUUGGAUAAAGCCAGUGGUAUUGUGGAUGCAAUCAACUCUUGUUGGAGAGUUUUACUUGUCUGUAGUAAAAGUUUUUUAAAUGACGAGGACUGGUCAAUGUUUACUAUGAGGUCAGCCAUGUACGCACAAAGUCCGGCUAAUCCGGCACGAAUUGUUAUAAUGGUACAUACGAGUUGUCUCUCUUUGCUCCCCACAGAACUGUUAAGUGUCGUCAAUGAUGAAAAUAUUUUAGUUGUUUCUGAGUGGAAAAUAAACUACAUUCUAAGUGAAAAGUUGAGAACACGUCUGACGGCUUAAAGUCACUUUUACAUGUCUCAAUAAGUCAAUAAAUGACAGCUAACAUAAAUAUUAUUUAUGCAUUAAAAGUAACAUUUGAAAAUAUAAUAGCUGACUACUUUGCUCUUCAAGCUUGUGAACUAGUCAUUUCAUUUACUAUCGAUAGAUUAGGCGUUCAAAUUACCUCAUUCUUUGAUUUUCAAAAGCGACACUACCAUCACCGCUUUUUUUGCCGAUUAGAAAUGAAGGCUAUAUCACCUUUGUUCUCAUGACACGAUGUAGACAAAUGUAACGCUUCUCGUUGUUAUUUUCAUUGUUUUAACAAGCAAAUAUAUCACUCCCACAAAUGUUAUUUAUACAGAAAAAAAAUAACUUGAUUAAUACGACGUAUAUUUAUCAGUGUUUGUGAAACAUUUUUGAUACAGUACUAGAAGUUUAUAUGCUACAUAACUAAAUCUUAUAUUCUACCCAACCAGUGGCGUCACUAGGGGGAUGCGAGGAGUGCAGUCCGGACAGGGUGACACCCAUUAUGGGGUGACACCCGGAUGGGAAAAAAAUGAAAAUUUGCAAAAUCUAGAAAAGAAAAAUCCGAUUGGAAAUCUUAUUAUCGGCAAAAACUAGCAAAUUCAAAAGAAAAUCUCUAGAUAUAUACCCAAAUAUGGCUAGGCGUAUCUACUGUACUAAUCUAGAUCUAUAUAUUUUAUUUUAGCCCCUGUUGUAUGCAUUUUCUUUUCUUUGGUAAAAAUGUCCAAAAAGCUACCCUACGUGAUAACAAAGAGGUUACAAAGGCAGUCUUUUUUGUUUUUAAACAAAAAUAGGUUGCAUUUGCAUAGUUAUUUUAUCUUUUAGUAUUAAUUAGUUGAAAGCGAAUUUAUUUUUAAAUUGUAAGAAAAAUUAAAGUAUUAAUUAUGUGACGUUAUUUUAUAGUCCAAGUAGACCUUUUCAAAGUUAGCAACAAGAUCGGUUCAGUUAAAGAAAACAUCUUAAUGCCUCUUCAAGUGAUUCUAGAGUCUAUACCGUUUUUAAAGUAGUAGAAACCCAUUUCUCCCGAAUAACGUACCAUCGUACUAUUGAUGUUUUUUGUGUGAACAGAACUGGCCCGCUACGAGACACCUUUCUAAACCUGAGGAGUACCUUAGGACAACAAGCCCAUUAGAAACUCAUAUAAAGUACUGAAGCUUACCUGAAGCUGUGCCUCUGUGGUAAGGUGCACCCCUUGGGGGGUGGGGGGGAUGGAAGUUCACUCAUGAAAGCGCGACGUCCUGACCAAUAAGGAUGGGGUGACUCAAUUCAAACUAUUUUACAAGGGUAAAAUUAAAAAGUUGUUUGUUCAUUAAAGUUAUCAAUCAAAUUGUUUUAUAUCAAUCCAGUGAAAUCACAAUAUCAAUGUAUAAAAAGUUAAAAUAUCGUUAGAUAAAGACUUCGUAUUAAUGAUCUUAUUAAAUGUAUACCCUUUUUUGUGAGGCGUCUGCAAAAAUAUCGAUUACAAGCUUUUGAAGAAGACAUUUCAAAAUGUCUCUGCUGAUUGAUUCUUUUAAAUGUUCAGAAUGAUCUCUCAAGUGUUUAACACCGUUACGUUGACGACUAUUUGUGACAAAAAUGAAAAUGAAAAGUUGGCGGCAAGGCUUCUUACAGAGCACGAAGAUGUUGUUAAGACAUACGUGCGCUAUAUGUAGCUCGAACGGCCCUCGUAUAAUAGUAUUGGCCAAUGCUGCCUCCUUCUUUAGAAGACUUGAUUUGAGCAACAUUUUUAUUAUUUGUAUAAAUAGUGCGCUCAGAUUCGAAGAGAAUACUUCUUUAUCGGAAGGUCCCACUUCGUUAUAAUUUUACAUUUAUUUGGGCUCUUCUUACUACGGGAAGAAAGACAACACAAGCUGAGAACGAAGGAAAACGCUUGGAGGACCUAACGGGGCUUCAACAGACCACAUUGCUGAUGCCUCUCUAAUACUAACUCCUAAAAGAACAUUUGGGUUAUAAAAAACAUUUUAAAAUUAUAUACAUAACACUAUUUUUGAAAAAAAAAAGACUUAACGUUUAGUGGGCGGUGGCGCCAAUGUAAAAGUUUGAGAAACACUGCACAUUUUCCUCGAAUGUCUCUCAUACUUCAAAUACCGCCCGUCUAUUCUUUAUUGAAUUUUAUUUGACCUGCAAUCUUCUUACGAGUAGAAGAUUGUACAAGAUAGAAUUAAGGAGAGUGAGUUUGCCGAAAAAUGCUUUGCGCCCGGGUAUUCGUCCCGGAUCUCACUAGGGGAUCUUUAAGCACUCCCUGAGACCAAUAGCAAAGGCAAGGGUACAUUUUCUACUUUCACUGGUAGUCAAAGUUUGAAUAACACAGCAUAAUUUAAUGCCGUUUCCCGUCUAUAAGUCUAACAAAGGAAACAUGUUUAGGUGAUGUUAAUAAAUUGUAAAAUAUCCAAAACUAUUGAAAAAAUGUCAUAAACAAUGGGAUUUUAAAAUAAAACUGCCAUUCAUUUUACAUUUCUGCAAAAUCGACGAAAGUAGGUAAUCAGCUGACUGUAUGAAUUCAAUAAAAAUAAUUAACGAUAGUUUCUAUUGAGAAAGGUUUCAAUAAAGUUGAUGACCGGGGGAGGGGGUGACACCUUGAUCUAACCGCACCGGGUGGCAUCGACCCAAGUGACGCCACUGUACCUAACUAGAGCUCUGACUACAAUCUUAUAGGCUACACUACUUUUUUUGCUUCUAUAAUAUGAUUCCAGAUGGUAACAAACUAGAAUCUUAUAUGCUACCUUUCUAUAAAUUUAUAUGUUCCACUUAAUAGAGCUUUUUAUGUUGCCUAGCUAGAAUCCUAAAUGCUACAUUACUAGAACUUUAAAUGCUACCUUAAUAGACUUUUCUAUGCUACCUAACUAGAAAUUUAUAUGCAGCCUUAAAAAAAACUUUAUAAACUACGUAAUUGGAACUUUAUAUGCUACAUUAUUAGAACCUUAUAAGACAUUAUGUGCUACUUAAUAAAACUUUAUAAUUAUAUGCAACUUUUUAAAUACAACCUUGACAGGGGUUCAUAAGCUAACUAAAUAUAACUUUUUAUACUACCUUACUAAAUUGUAUAUGCUAAUUUUAAUGGAUUUUAUAUGCAACCAAAUUUGAAUCUUAUAAGUAUUCCUUGCUAAAAUAUAUUCUACCUAGCUAGGACCUCAAAAGACCUUUACAUGUUAUCUAAAUAUAUUUUUAUAUGCCUAUUUCAUAGGCCUUUGUUUUCUCCUAAUUAGAACUUUAUAUGUUACCUUACUAGAACAGUAUAUACCUUCCUAGUAUAUAUCUUUCUCUACCUUACUAAAUAUUUAUAAGCUACAUUACCACAACUUUAUAUGCUACUUUUAUAGAACUUUAUAUGCUACCUAAUUUAACCUAAAUGCAACUUUAUAUACUUCUUAUUAUAUCAUUAUAUGCUACCAAUAUAGAGCUUCAUAUCUUAUAACCUUCUGUUAUACAGUUAAACUCAUUAAAUUCGCUGAUGAUACUGCCAUAGUCGGUCUUAUUUCAGGAGACGAAACUCAGUAUCGAAGCUCGAUAGAAGAGUUUACAAACUGGUGCACCGACAACUUUCUAGAACUGAAUGUAACAAAAACUAAAGAACUUAUAAUAGAUUUUAGAAAGAAAAAACAAACUAUACGUGAACUGCAAAUAAACACUACAUCUAUAGAACAAGUAAAGGCAUAUAAAUAUCUAGGCAUUAUCAUCAACAACAAGC
Messenger RNA from Biomphalaria glabrata, 6750 nucleotides. RefSeq names its product toll-like receptor 4. Gene Ontology annotation, biological process: signal transduction. The record is from RefSeq and is a predicted model, not a curated record. Bases 330 to 3059 code for a protein of 909 amino acids. The transcript has 2 exons. Gene Ontology annotation, molecular function: protein binding. Lineage: Eukaryota; Metazoa; Mollusca; Gastropoda; Planorbidae.